AUGGAAGGUGUGGUGCAGGCUGGGGAAAAGGCUAUCGAAGAUGUAGUAGCUGGCCCUACUAGACCACCCUUGACAAAGUCUUAUGCGAGGGCGGUGGGAGGGUCACUGCCAGUUAUUGAUGACUUGCCGGAUCCGAUAAAAGCUGGGAACUCUACAAAGGUUGUCAUUCCCCAGGAGGCGUACGAAAAAGAGUUGCUUGGUUUCAAGAAUGCUUUGAUUGGGAGGACUAAUUUCCGGUUCAUUACUGUGGAUGAGAUAAGGGCUGCAAUUAGAACUUCAUGGAGAUUAGAGGUGGGGGUGGUACUAUCGCCGCUGGGGAAGGGGUUCUUUCUUGUCGAGUUCGAGAAGGAGGGAGAUAUGGCUGCUAUCUGGAAAAGGGGGUCGAGGAGGGUAGGCUCACAAGCGAUAACAUUCCAACGAUGGAGGCCACGGUUCAACUUAAAUGAUAGAACGAUGUCGAACAAGCUGGUCUGGAUAAGAUUCCCAGACCUCCCUUUGGAAUAUUGGAAUGAGAAAAUUCUGUUAUCUAUGGCCAAGGCGGCGGGGAGGCCGGUGACGAUUGACCCUUGCACCCAACGUGUGAUGUUUGGGAAUUGUGCGACAGUUCUGGUGGAGCUCGAUAUAGAUGGGGAGAGGAUUAGUGAAAUUCAGGUUGAGCACAUGCACCCGUGCUCGAGGGAUCCCUUUUGGUUUCAUCAAACCAUCGUUUAUGAGGAUGAGCUUGAGUGGUGCAGGUUCUGUAAAAAGGUGGGGCACUCAUCAGAGAAGUGUCGUUCGAAGGUGUGGUCUGAGGCUACCGAUACCGGCAGGGGAGACGAUCAAAAUGCCAAUACAAAUUUUGAGUGGGUAGAUGGCCGGAGGUGGCGCUGGCGCAGCAGAAAGAGGCAAGGUCAGGCUAACUUGUCACCAGAGAAUCGUGUGGAAUUAGGAAACCCGAUCCAACGGGGUGAUCUUAAUCUAAACUCUCCUUUCUUGGAGAGCUCUCAUAAGCAGAUGGAGGAAGUUGGCAUGAGACAUGAUUGA
This is a messenger RNA of Telopea speciosissima, 1023 nucleotides long. RefSeq lists its product as uncharacterized. The transcript has a single exon. The record is from RefSeq and is a predicted model, not a curated record. Bases 1 to 1023 code for a protein of 340 amino acids. Lineage: Eukaryota; Viridiplantae; Streptophyta; Magnoliopsida; Proteales; Proteaceae.